AUGAGAGCUGCAGGGGAUAGAGGCGGAUGGGCAAGGAUGUUGUUACAGAUUGGAGAAGGAAGAUAUCUAAAAGAUGAAAAUGAUUUUAUCGAGCUACCUUCUGCUCUUUAUAGUCAAGAAGAUUUUAUACGUGAGGUCUUCGGUGAAACCAUUGCAGUAGACGACAUAGUGGAGUUAGCGGAUAAGACAAUACUUGCUCCAAAAACAUCCAUGUAG
Molecule: messenger RNA, 216 nt
Organism: Haemonchus placei
Lineage: Eukaryota; Metazoa; Nematoda; Chromadorea; Rhabditida; Trichostrongylidae
Source: the annotation of a GenBank genome assembly